Molecule: messenger RNA, 2339 nt
Organism: Chelonus insularis
Lineage: Eukaryota; Metazoa; Arthropoda; Insecta; Hymenoptera; Braconidae
Product: probable helicase MAGATAMA 3
Exons: 10
Coding region: 94-2244 (716 amino acids)
Biological process (GO): termination of RNA polymerase II transcription
Cellular component (GO): nuclear body
Molecular function (GO): transcription termination site sequence-specific DNA binding; helicase activity
Source: RefSeq, a predicted model, not a curated record
UUCAAAGUAAUUGAAUGUUUCAUUAGAAUUAGUAUAUUUUAAUUUAUUGUGGUGGUAAAUUUUUUUAUAAAUUGGAUUUUAAUAUUUUUAAUAAUGGAUUCGAUUGCUAUUUGUCAUAAACUUAUAACACAAUAUAUGAACUUGCUUCAUUUAAAUAAUAAUAGUGAUAUUAUUGGUGAAAACACUAAGAAUACAUAUCACGAAUUUCUAAACCAUGUUCUUAGUUGGAAUCCAGAAUGGCUUUCUGAUGAAAAAUAUGAUGAAAACUUUCCUGAUGUCAUUAAUGAUAUCACGAUAAUUCCAACUCAACAGCAGUAUAAAAAUGUUGAAGAAUAUCAAAAUGUAAUGUUUCCCAUGUUGAUUCAUGAAUUUUGGCACGUCCUGAAACAGGAUUUCGCAGAACUUAUGAAGCAGAAAAGAAAUUUGCGAAUGACUGAAAUAAAAUCUUCAGAACCUUCAUCAGGAGUAAUGGUAACAGGUACCAAAAAUGAUCAAAUUUAUUCUUUUAUUGUCAUAGCAGAAACCAGCUCUAAACAUUUUCCACGUUAUGGAGAUUUAACGAUUCUCAAAGGCUCUGAUACGACACAAUCCAUCACCGUAUUUGCUUAUGUGAAUUUGCUCAAAGAACACAUUCUAAAAACAAAUGAUGAAACUGAAAAUAAAGAUGAGAAAAAAUUACUCACAUACGAAUUACUAACGAAUAUAUCUUUUAGAAAUAAUAUGAUUUCGGAAUUUUCAUUAACAACAGUCUCAUUUUUAUUACAACAUUUAAGCUUAGCUGAUACAUUAAACUUUCUUCCUCAAUUCGUCUUACUUCCAUCUAUUCUACGCCCAACAGCUUACUCUUACUCAUUGUCAACACGUAUCGAACAUCUUGACCCAUCUUUUAUUAUAACAAAGGAUAAUCUUAAUCUCAUGCAAAAGAAGGUUGUAAUGGGUGUUUUGGGAAAUAUUGAAAUAACACAACCAAAGAUAUGUUUCGUUCAAGGUCCACCAGGCACUGGAAAAUCAAAAACUAUUGUUAAUCUUGUUGGAACAAUUUUAAAAUCUUUGGGCAGAAGAAAAAUAUUGUUAUGUGCGCCAUCAAACAAAGCAGUGGAUUCAUUGUUAUUACAACUAUUAGAAGCAAAGUCUACUUUUGAUGAAAAUGGACUAACGAUUCAUAUAGUUCGUAUUGGUAAUGAAGACAAAAUUGAUGAUUCAGUUAAAGAAUACUCUUUAGUGAAUCAAGCAUUAAGACAAAAAGAGAAUCGUAGAAUAAGUUUAUUUUGUAUAAAACAAGAAAUUCUGAAGCAAGCUGAUGUAAUUGUUGGCACGUUAACCUCUUGUUAUACUAAUCGCUCUGUAACAAGUGUUUUUGGUUUAUGUCCGUUUUCGAGAUUGUCUAUUCCACUUUGUAUUAUUGAUGAGGCUGCUCAAGCUACAGAGUUACUUACUUUGGUCCCACUUAUGUUAGGAGUACAACAAUUAAUUCUAGUUGGUGAUCCUCAGCAAUUACCGCCAUUAGUUUUAUCAGAGGCAGCUAAAAAUCAUGGAUACGGUGCAUCAUUAUUUUCUCGAGCAGAAAAAAUCUUUGCCACUGAAGGAAUAAAUCCUAUAAUAACGUUAAAUACACAGUAUCGGAUGACAGAAUCUAUAUCUCAAUGGCCCAACGAAUACUUUUAUAAAGGAGUUUUGAAAAAUUCAGCAACAAUACAUCCAUUGGGAAUUUGUCAAUAUAAAUUAUUUAAUCACCAAUUCCCUCAAGGUCCUGAUGGUUAUACCAACGUUGAGGAAGCAGAAUUGGUUAUAGAAAUGACAAAAUUGAUGAAAACAAAUUCGCAACAGAUCAACGAUAACAUAAGCAUUGCAAUUAUCACACCAUACCGAAAACAAUGUGAACUAAUUUCUAAGAAAUUGGAAUCUACUAAAAUGAAAGAAAACAUUGAGGUAAAUACAGUUGAUAGUUUUCAAGGAUCUGAAAAAGACAUUAUCAUUAUGUCAUGUGUUCGGAGUUUUGGAUUAGGUUUCACACAUUGUCCAAAUAGACUAUGUGUUAGUUUAACAAGAGCAAAGCAUACUCUUAUUAUAGUUGGAAAUUUUAAUACAUUUUUAGGUAAUAAAAUGUGGAAAAGUCUUAUAAAUGAUGCAAAAAAUCGUGGAGUUUACAUCAAUAUUACCGAUAAAACUGCAAAAUCAUUAUUAAAAAAAAAUAUAAUUGCUGACAAUUUAAAAGAGGAAUCUUCCACAGUUUCUAAUAAUUAAUUGAAAAUUAAUUUUUAACAAAUAAUAUUUUAUGAAAAAUAUAGUUCGACUUUUAAUUAUAUUUUAAAAAAAGUAACUUUGUUUAACAAUAAAGA